GCCCGCCCGCUCCUCUCUUUCUCUCCCCCUCAGUCGCCUCGCGCCUGCAAGUGACCAAAGACUUGACCACUCAAAGUCCAGCUCCCCAGAACACUGCUCGACAUGGACACCGGUGUGAUUGAAGGUGGAUUAAAUGUCACACUUACCAUCCGGCUACUUAUGCAUGGAAAGGAAGUUGGCAGUAUCAUCGGAAAGAAAGGAGAAUCUGUGAAGAAGAUGCGGGAAGAGAGUGGUGCACGUAUCAACAUCUCAGAAGGGAAUUGUCCGGAGAGAAUUAUCACUUUGGCUGGACCCACUAAUGCCAUCUUCAAAGCUUUUGCUAUGAUCAUUGACAAACUGGAAGAGGACAUUAGCAGCUCUAUGACCAAUAGCACAGCUGCCAGUAGACCCCCAGUCACCCUGAGGCUGGUGGUCCCUGCUAGUCAGUGUGGCUCUCUCAUUGGGAAAGGUGGUUGCAAGAUCAAGGAAAUACGAGAGAGUACAGGGGCUCAGGUCCAAGUGGCGGGGGAUAUGCUCCCCAAUUCAACUGAGCGGGCCAUCACUAUUGCUGGCAUUCCGCAAUCCAUCAUUGAGUGUGUGAAACAGAUCUGCGUGGUCAUGUUGGAGUCCCCUCCGAAGGGCGUGACCAUCCCGAACCGGCCCAAGCCGUCCAGUUCUCCGGUCAUCUUUGCAGGUGGUCAGGCCUAUACCAUUCAAGGACAGUAUGCCAUUCCACAGCCAGAUUUGACCAAGCUGCACCAGUUGGCAAUGCAACAGUCUCAUUUUCCCAUGACGCAUGGCAACACCGGAUUCAGUGCAGGUUUGGAUGCAUCUGCUCAGACUACUUCUCAUGAACUCACCAUUCCAAAUGAUUUGAUUGGCUGCAUAAUCGGGCGUCAAGGCGCCAAAAUCAAUGAGAUCCGUCAGAUGUCUGGGGCGCAGAUCAAAAUUGCGAACCCAGUGGAAGGAUCUACUGAUAGGCAGGUUACCAUCACUGGAUCUGCUGCCAGCAUUAGCCUGGCUCAAUAUUUAAUCAAUGUCAGGCUUUCCUCGGAGACGGGUGGCAUGGGGAGCAGCUAGAACAAUGCAGAUUCAUCCAUAAUCCCUUCUGCUGUUCACCACCACCCAUGAUCCAUCUGUGUAGUUUCUGAACAGUCAGCGAUUCCAGGUUUUAAAUAGUUUGUAAAUUUUCAGUUUCUACACACUUUAUCAUCCACUCGUUUUAAUUAAUUUAA
Suncus etruscus (white-toothed pygmy shrew) is the source of this 1214-nucleotide messenger RNA. RefSeq names its product poly(rC)-binding protein 2-like. Gene Ontology annotation, molecular function: single-stranded DNA binding; mRNA binding. Bases 103 to 1059 code for a protein of 318 amino acids. The transcript has a single exon. Lineage: Eukaryota; Metazoa; Chordata; Mammalia; Eulipotyphla; Soricidae. Gene Ontology annotation, cellular component: cytoplasm; nucleus; nucleoplasm. Gene Ontology annotation, biological process: regulation of RNA metabolic process; regulation of gene expression. The record is from RefSeq and is a predicted model, not a curated record.